Messenger RNA from Nematolebias whitei (Rio pearlfish), 1941 nucleotides. RefSeq names its product matrilin-3-like. The transcript is spliced from 11 exons. The coding region runs from base 1 to 1941 and encodes 646 amino acids. Gene Ontology annotation, molecular function: calcium ion binding. The record is from RefSeq and is a predicted model, not a curated record. Lineage: Eukaryota; Metazoa; Chordata; Actinopteri; Cyprinodontiformes; Rivulidae.
AUGACUUCAUUCAUCUGGAAGCUGGUGGUCUUCUUCUUCCUGGCAGUGGGUUCUCUGGGAUCCCAUCCGCAGGUUCGGUCCCAGCGCCAGCAGACCCUCUCAGUGGGGUCUCAUCAGGUCCCUCCUCGGGUCUACGGGGGCUCUGAUGACCUUUGGCCCAUGGGGCAGAGCUCUUCUGAAGAACACAGUGCAGAGAGGUUGAAGGAGGUCCGACGAGGUGGUUACACAGCACCGGACUUUCAGGAGCGCCUGCACGCACGUUCCAACAGUGGGGCCAGUGAAGCUGGCGGCACACAGUCCUGGUUUCAGGAGUCUCUGCAUCAGCAGCAGCCACAGAGAAGCCAGCAGAUGUCACCAUCUGGAUCCUGGCAGCCUGCUGGAGAUGCCCCUGACUCAGCAUCAACAUCCCACUGUAAAAAUCGACCGAUUGACCUGGUGUUCAUCAUCGACAGCUCCCGCAGCGUACGCCCUGCUGAGUUUGAGAAGGCCAAAGAGUUCCUGCAGGACAUGGUGGGCAGUUUGGCCAUCAGCGCUGAUGCCACCCGCGUCGGCCUGGUUAAUUAUGCCAGCACAGUGAAGAUAGAAUUUCUGCUCAACACCUAUUUUGACAAGUCAUCCUUAAAGCAGGCUCUGGCCCGUGUCCAGCCCCUAGCAUCAGGCACCAUGACAGGCGUGGCCAUCAAGACCGCUAUGGAGAAAGCCUUCACCAAGGAGGCCGGGGCCCGAGCCUCCUCCAUGAACAUAGCCAAGGUGGCCAUUAUAGUGACCGAUGGGAGGCCUCAGGACAACGUGGAGGAAGUGUCAGCGGCAGCCCGAGCAUCUGGGAUUGAGAUUUACGCAGUUGGUGUGGACAGAGCUGACAUGACGUCCCUUCAGCUGAUGGCUAGCCAACCACACGAUGACCAUGUCUUCUAUGUGGAGACCUAUGGAGUUAUAGAGAAGCUGACUUCCAAAUUUAGGGAAACCUUGUGUGGUAAGAAUGAUGAUAGUGGGAGUGCAGAUAUUCCACUUGAAGUUGGAUUUGGUGGUAACGGACUAGACCUAAAAGGCAGACAAGACAGUAAUGGUUUGGAUGUGUGCGCUCUGGGACACAACUGCCAGCAUAUAUGUGUCAACAGUGGCAACUCGUACAACUGCAAAUGUCGCCCAGGAUACAUCCUGAACCCCGACAAGAAAACCUGCUCGCGUUCAGACGUUUGUGCCCAGGGACAUGACUGCCAGCACAUUUGUGUCAGCAGCGGUGACUCGUACGCCUGCAAGUGUCGAACGGGAUAUGUGCUGAACGCAGACCAGAAAACCUGCUCACGUUCUGAUCCAUGUUCCCAUGGACAUGACUGCCAGCACAUUUGUGAAAACAAGGAUGGCUCGUAUGUCUGCAAGUGUCGAGUGGGAUUUAUGUUAAACACGGACAAGAAGACAUGCUUCCGUUCAGACACAUGUGCGGAGGGACAUGACUGCCAACAUAUAUGUGUCAACAACGGCAACUCAUACAUCUGCAGAUGUCGGGAGGGAUUUGUGUUGAAUGCAGACCAGAAAACUUGCACAAGGUCAGACGCAUGUGCUCAGGGGCAUGACUGCCAACACAUUUGUGUCAACAAUGGGGCUUCAUACAUCUGCAAGUGCCGGGUGGGAUACAUGCUUAAUGUGGAUAAGAAAACAUGCUCACGUUGGGAUGCAUGUGCUCGGGGACACGACUGCCAGCAUAUCUGUCUCAAUAAUGGUGAUUCUUACAAGUGCAAGUGUCAAGAAGGAUAUUUGUUGAAUACAGACAGGAAAACAUGCUCACAGGAAUUGAGGAGUGAAAUCACACAAGAUGCCUGCAUGUGUGAAGCUCAAAUUUUUUUCCAGAAAAAAGUGCAGACAGCCAUUCAGGAGAUGAGCAGGAAACUUGAUGAACUUUCAGAUAAAGUGAAUAGAAUUGGUGGUAACCUCCUAAAAUAA